AUGUCGUGGCUUAAGUACUUAUUAUUAAUUGUAGCAGUAUCAAGAAACGUGAUAUCAGAAAAUGAAGAAAAGUUUUUAAAGAACUUACCUAUAAGCACACGACAAGCAAGCGAUGAUUUAAACACCGCGAGCAGUUCUUAUUCUCAUCAGUAUUCGGACUGGGGUGGAAGGGCUCCUGGAGGUUAUGGGUUUGCUGUGACGGGAUUCGGAACAAUCGAAGACACCAACAGUCUUGCCCCGAGAGAAUAUGACAUUUAUAACGAUUCGCCUAAAAAUUACGGUUAUGCUGGGUACAACAAUUUAGGUUACAGUGAUAGAGCAGGCUUAGGUGGUUAUGAUUACGGUGUUUAUAAAGGGCCCGGAGGAAAAAUACCAAAUGGAUACAUUUCCAACAACUUUGGUCCAGGUUAUGGCUCGAGUGGAUACGUACCAAAUGGAUUUGGUCCUAGCGGGCAUUCUUCUGGAGUUUAUAAUUCUGGAGGGUAUGGCCCUGCAGGAUACGAAGGUAGCGGAUAUACAGGUAAUGGAGGAUAUGGUGGAUAUGGUGGUAAUGGUGGUUUAGCCUCUUACAGCGGCUAUAACAAUCCUUAUUACCAAGGCGGUGGUCAUCUUGGAUAUGGAUAUUACAAGAAAAGCGCUGUCGGAAAUAUUUAUAGCAGUGGCGUAACACCUAGCUUAGUAACUGGUUAUAGAGGUUAUACGCGUAGAUAAUUCUUAACGACAAACGAAAUGUGAAUACCGGUCUUA
Messenger RNA from Melitaea cinxia (Glanville fritillary), 747 nucleotides. Its product is annotated as shematrin-like protein 1. The record is from RefSeq and is a predicted model, not a curated record. Lineage: Eukaryota; Metazoa; Arthropoda; Insecta; Lepidoptera; Nymphalidae. The transcript is spliced from 2 exons. The coding region runs from base 1 to 711 and encodes 236 amino acids.